GGCCCGGUGGGGGCUGGCGUCCUGUGUGUGAAUGGCGAGAGCCGAGAGUACACCUUUUUGGGGUCUCGCCGUUUCCUUCAUUCUCCCCAAAGCCCCGGCCGGUUCAUGCGAAGGCCCCACAGCCUCCAGCACGGCUCCCGCCUCUCUCCCAGGCCGGGAACCGCAGGUUAGGGCUGCACCGAAGGAGCUGUCAGCAGACGGAGCUGGAAGAGGGCACAGCGCCUUGCACAUGUUAGGCCUCUGUACGUUGGAAUAAAUGAGCUGAUGAAUAAAUAAAGCCACGGAGAGCAAUGGCCUUGUUACGAAAAGAAAGAAACGGGGUGAGAGCUUUGUGGUCUUCAAGUUAUCUGGGAACAAAGCAGGCCAAGUUUGGGCACCGGAAGGAUCUACUGCUUUCAAGUGCUUGCUCUCAGCAAGGUUAUGUGCUGCUCUUCUGAGCAACAUCUCUGACUGUGAUGAAACGUUCAACUACUGGGAACCAACACACUACCUCAUCUACGGGAAGGGAUUUCAGACUUGGGAAUAUUCCCCAGUUUAUGCCAUUCGCUCCUAUGCUUACCUGUUGCUUCAUGCGUGGCCAGCUGCAUUUCAUGCAAGAAUUCUACAAACUAAUAAGAUUCUUGUCUUUUACUUUUUACGAUGUCUUCUGGCUUUUGUGAGCUGUAUCUGUGAACUUUACUUUUACAAGGCCGUGUGUAAGAAGUUUGGGUUGCAUGUGAGUCGAAUGAUGCUAGCCUUCUUGGUUCUCAGCACUGGCAUGUUCUGCUCAUCUUCAGCAUUUCUUCCUAGUAGUUUCUGUAUGUAUACUACAUUGAUAGCCAUGACUGGCUGGUAUAUGGACAAAACUUCCAUUGCUGUGCUUGGAGUAGCAGCUGGGGCUAUCAUUGGCUGGCCAUUCAGUGUGGCUCUUGGUUUACCUAUUGCCUUUGACUUGCUGGUCAUGAAACACAGGUGGAAGAGUUUCCUCCAUUGGUCGCUGGUGGCUUUAAUACUCUUUCUGGUGCCUGUGGUGGUCAUCGACAGCUACUAUUAUGGGAAGUUGGUGAUUGCACCACUCAACAUUGUUUUGUAUAAUGUCUUUACUCCACAUGGACCUGAUCUUUAUGGUACAGAACCGUGGCAUUUCUAUUUAAUUAAUGGAUUUCUGAAUUUUAAUGUAGUCUUUGCUUUGGCUCUCCUGGUCUUACCACUGACUUCUCUUAUGGAAUACCUACUGCAGAGAUUUCAUGUUCAGAAUUUAGGCCACCCAUAUUGGCUUACCUUGGCUCCAAUGUAUAUUUGGUUUAUAAUUUUCUUCACCCAGCCUCACAAAGAAGAGCGAUUUCUUUUCCCUGUAUAUCCACUUAUAUGUCUCUGCGGUGCUGUGGCCCUUUCUGCACUUCAGAAAUGCUACCACUUCGUGUUUCAGCGGUACCGCCUAGAGCAUUACACUGUGACCUCAAAUUGGCUGGCGUUAGGAACACUCUUCCUGUUUGGACUCUUAUCCUUUUCUCGCUCUGUGGCCCUGUUCAGAGGGUAUCAUGGGCCCCUUGAUUUGUAUCCAGAAUUUUACCGAAUUGCUACAGACCCAACCAUCCACACUGUCCCAGAAGGCCGACCUGUUAACGUCUGUGUAGGAAAAGAGUGGUAUCGGUUUCCUAGCAGCUUCCUUCUGCCCGAUAAUUGGCAACUUCAAUUCAUUCCAUCAGAGUUCAGGGGGCAGUUACCAAAACCUUUUGCAGAGGGACCACUGGCCACCCGGCUUGUUCCUACUGACAUGAACGACCAGAACCUAGAGGAGCCAUCCAGAUAUAUUGACAUCAGUAAAUGCCAUUAUUUAGUGGAUUUGGACACCAUGAGAGAAACACCCCGGGAGCCAAAAUAUUCAUCUAACAGGGAAGAAUGGGUCAGCCUGGCCUACAGACCGUUCCUUGAUGCUUCCAGAUCUUCAAAGCUGCUGCGGGCAUUUUAUGUCCCUUUCCUGUCAGAUCAGUAUACAGUGUAUGCAAACUACACAAUCCUCAAACCCCGGAAAGCAAAGCAAAUCAGGAAGAAAAGCGGAGGUUAGCAACACGUGUGCCUGUGGUCCCAGCGGACAGCCACCCUGUUCUAGUGGUUCCACUGGCAGGACUCCUUCCCAGUCAUCACUUGUAACGUUGUAAUAAAGGCCUCCUGACACAAA
Messenger RNA from Myotis brandtii (Brandt's bat), 2161 nucleotides. It is a transcript of the gene ALG9, whose product is annotated as ALG9, alpha-1,2-mannosyltransferase. Gene Ontology annotation, biological process: protein N-linked glycosylation. The coding region runs from base 725 to 2047 and encodes 440 amino acids. The transcript has 15 exons. The record is from RefSeq and is a predicted model, not a curated record. Gene Ontology annotation, cellular component: endoplasmic reticulum membrane. Gene Ontology annotation, molecular function: alpha-1,2-mannosyltransferase activity. NCBI's taxonomy places the organism in Eukaryota, Metazoa, Chordata, Mammalia, Chiroptera, Vespertilionidae.